Messenger RNA from Rhizophagus irregularis DAOM 181602=DAOM 197198, 1327 nucleotides. NCBI's taxonomy places the organism in Eukaryota, Fungi, Glomeromycota, Glomeromycetes, Glomerales, Glomeraceae. The record is from RefSeq and is a predicted model, not a curated record.
AGAUUUUUGGCAUUUUGCAAACAACUAAGGAAAAAUAAAUAAAAACAUUUGAAAAACAACCUCUUUUGAUAUUUUUGUAAAAAUCAUUUUUGUACAGACAUGUCCGCCAUUGAAAACAUCUCACCUUCAGUGAUAAAGAGGAUUUCAAAAGAGAUAAAUGCUCUUGUUGCACAACCUCCGGAAGGUAUCAAAGUUAUAGUAAAUGAAUCAGACGUCUGUGACGUUCAGGCAUGGAUCUAUGGACCUGAGAGUACACCAUAUGAAGGAGGUUACUUUAAAGUAAAAUUGGUAUUAGGAGCUGAUUUUCCUGCAGCCCCACCAAAAUGCUAUUUUAUUACAAAAUUAUUUCAUCCUAAUGUCUCGAAAUCUGGUGAAGUAUGUGUUAAUACUUUGAAAAAAGAUUGGAAUAAAGAUUCAGGGGUUGAACGUAUUUUACUGACCGUCAAAUGUCUCUUGAUCGCUCCUAAUCCAGAAUCAGCACUUAAUGAAGAAGCCGGAAAACUUCUUUUAGAAAAUUAUGAUGAUUAUGCAAAACAUGCUCGUCUGAUGACGAAAAUACAUGCUCAAAAUAAGGCAGCAGAAUUUUCUUCCAAUAUCUCUAACAAUAAUAGUUCGACAACAUCUUCACCUACUACUAUUAUCACUUCUACAACAUCUCCAUCCACUUCUUCACCGAAAAAAUUUGUUUCUUCACAGAUGAUGACGAAAACUACUUCACAACAGAUCACUGCAUCUACAACAGAAACUAAUACGAUGACGACAAAUAAUUCUAAUACAACUAAUUCAAUUAAUAAUUCUUCUACAAUGAAUAUUCCUGCUCUAAUCACUCCACUUACUGUAUCGAAUUCAAUGAAUGAAUCGAAAUCUCCCAAUGCGAUGAAUAAUGGUGGUGCAAAUAGUAAUCAUAAUCACCUUAAAAAGAGUCCUACUUCUGUGAAUUCGAAUGAUAAUCAACUGGCUUCAAAUAAUCCUACUGUAACACCAAAGAAAAGAGCCGGUGAUAAAAAAUUGGAUAAAAAACAAGCCGAUAAGAAACGUAGUCUGAAGAGACUUUAGACUAAAAAAAAUAGAUGUAGAUGGAAUACGACGAUUAAUAUUAAUAUGUUACUCUUCGUUGAUUGAUAUUAUAUAGAAUGAAAAAAAAAAGAAAAGAAAUUGUAGAGACAUAUAUUAAAAUUAUAGUUCAUUUUAUUCAUCCAUAUGUUUUCGUAAAAUGUGAAGUAUUUAUUUGUGAUUAAAAUUAAAGUUGUUUGAUUUUGUUAUAUGUUAGUAAGAAUUAUUAUUAUUUUUUAGUUAAUGUGUAAUAAUAGUACGUAAGUUUAUUUAG